UUUCCUGUCUAGAGUGGAGCUCCAGUCUGCAGCUAGAGUAGACCCUUCUCAUUGGAAUAGAGACACGUGACGCAUUAAUCUGCGACUCAUUGCUGCCGCUGAAUGGGCGGGCAGUAGCACAAAACGCCCCUGGUAACUGUUGCUAAACGCAGAGCGUACCUGGUGACUACUUUUCUGUUAGCAAAUCAAAACGUGCGGUACCGCCCCUUAGUGUAGCAAACAAAAACUCUUGUUGAUUGGCUGUCAAAAAGCGCAUGCGCACAUCAGAUUGCUUUGGCCAUUCUCAGAAAACUUCUACCCAAUGAGGUUCUUUCAAUAGCACACGUAGACCUGAGUGACAGACAAGCGGUGCAAUUAGAGUUAGAACUUAAUAUUAGCUGACCAAUAAGCACACAGUAUUACAGAACUAGGCGGGAUAUUUUGGAAUUGAGCGCGGGAUCAGCUCAGAGCAGGAACAGCAGCGGCGGAAUGAGUGAUCGUGAGAUCCGCCAACUAGAGAAGGCAAAAUGCAGGGCGGAGAAGAGUGGCAAUUUGAAGGAGGAGGCGGCCGUGUGCAACCAGCUAGGGGAGAUCCUUGCCCGUACUGGGCGGUUUCAGGAGGCGAUUGAGGAGCACCGGCAGGAGUUGCGGAUCUGCGAGAGUCUGGGUGAUGUUAUUGGCUGUGCUGUUGCAAACCGUAAGAUUGGGGAAAGCUUUGCUGAGUUGGGGAACUAUGAGGCUGCGCUGAAGCACCAGCGCCUGCACUUGGAUCUUGCCCGGUCAGUCUCAUCUGACAUUGAGGAACAAAGAGCUCUGGCCACAAUCGGUCGCACUUACUUGUACAUGUGCGAUGCUGGGCGGGCUGCUGAGGCACAAGGUCCAGCUGAAGAUGCCUUUUUGAAGAGCCUGGCAGUUGUGGAUGAGAAAUUGGAUGGGAAGGUCUCUGCUCGAGAGAUUAGCGAGAUGAGAGCGCGACUCUUCCUCAAUCUGGGAUUCCUGUACGACAGCAUGAAAGAGACAGCAAAGUGCAACGUCUACAUAAGGAAGAGUGUCUACAUUGCAGAACAGAACCAGCUACACGAGGAUCUGUACCGAGCCAACUCAACGCUAGGCAGCAUCCACCUUCGUAAUGGGGAGCACUCUAAGGCCAUCCGCUGCUGGGAGGCAGCACGUGAGUGCGCCAGACGUAUGCGGGACAAGCACAUGGAGAGCGACUGUUACAGCAGCAUAGGCCAGGUUCUGCUGUCUCUGGGGGAUCUUGCAGCUGGAAAACGAUCACUGAAGAAAGCGUAUCUUCUGGGCUCUCAGCAUCCGUCUGACCGAGAUGCUGUGCGCCGAAGCUUAAAAUAUGGUAUUAAGGGCUGUCACCUAGAGGAGGCGCUUUCAGAGCUACCCGAGGACGACCAGCAGGGAGCUCUGUCACUGUAUGAGCAGCUGGGGGAUCUGUACUGUAAAGUGGGCUGCUAUAGCAAAGCCGUGGAGUACUAUAAAAUGCAGCUGCGUUGUGCUGAGUCUCUGGGGAAGUCAGAGCGGGAGCUGGCUGUGAUACACAUAUCCCUGGCUGCCACCUUCACUGAUCUGAAAGACCACCGACAAGCUGUGACCCACUAUCGUGCUGAGCUGGAGCUCAGGAAGGGCAACCCCAAAGAGAAAUGUAAGACAUGGAUGAACAUGGGGCUGUCUUAUGAGGAAGACGGUCAGGACUACAGUGAGAUUCAGCGCUGCCUCUCAAGUGCAUUGCAGUGCGCCAAGCAGGCAGGAGAGGUUGGUCUUCAGCGGCGCGUUCUCCAGCAGCUCCUAUCUGUGCAGCGCAAAUGGCGUGAUUCUGAGGCAGAGGAUACAGAAGCUCAGCUGGGGAAGAUCUUGGAAGUUUCGUCAGGGGAGAGUAGCGAUGAGGAGAUGGAAAACAGUGAACCCCUGCAGGAGAGUGAACUGGAGCUGUCACAGAGCGAUGAUGAGGAAGAUCUGGAAGGUUAUGACAAGUCAGUGCCAGGGAGGAGACGGGUGAACCGGUGGAACCGUCGCAAUGAGAAGGGUGAGACCGUCCUGCACCGCGCCUGUAUUGAUGGCAACCUCAAGAUGGUUCAGUGCUUGCUGGAUAAGGGUCAUCCUCUGAAUCCUCGCGAUUACUGUGGGUGGACUCCGCUUCAUGAAGCCUGUAAUCAUGGACACCUGGAGAUUGUGGAGAUAUUGCUGGAUCGAGGCGCAAAUAUAAAUGACCCCGGGGGUCCCUUGUGUGACGGUAUCACCCCUCUUCAUGACUCUCUCUCCAGUGGCAACUUUCAUGUAGCCCAGCUGUUAAUCCGCAGAGGGGCGUCCGUGACCCAAAAGAGCAGCAAGGGUAUCAUGCCUCUAGGCAGCCUCCAGGAGUGGACACAGACGUAUGGGAGUCAUUUGGACCAGGAGACCCGGAGGAUUCGCAAGGAGACUGAGACCCUCCUACGGGAGGCGUUGGCUGGCAAAAUUGUUCCCGCCCCUCAGCCACCUCGGCCAGCUCAGGAUCUCCAGGAUAGUGAGUUGUUUGAUGCUGAGGACUCUCAGCCCCUCUCCACAGCACUCCCCAGUAUUUCUAGGGCAGAGCGUGAGAACCAGGUGCCCAGAAGAGAGAGCAGAGCAACAGAAAGACGGGCACCUUUACCGAGGGUUCACGAGUUGUCCCUAAUAACAGAGGACAAUGAUUUCGCUUUGCAUGUGGUCUCACCCAUCCAUACUAGCACUCAGCUGAGCAGAGAAGAUUCUUUUUAUAAUGAAUCCUCUGAACAACUUAUGACGCCUAUGAGGCCCGUCAUAAAGAAACAGAGAUUUGGAGUACAAAGGUCAUCAUCUGACUCCUCUAUUCCAGUUGAAACCACAGAAAAAAACGAGUCUGUGGAUCUGACCCUACAGUCCCUACAUAAAACUAGACUCUCAGAUGGUGGGGUGGAGGCAUACCAGAGUGCCAUCAAAGGCUUGGGCAGCGCUAAAACCCGCAUCUUCACCCAGUCUUUAACAAAGUCACCAAACACUGUCCCAGAUCCAGUGCGCAAGCUUGCUCUGGUGCCUUCAGACCAGUACCUAGAUGAUGACUGGCUGGAAGAUGAUCUGAAGGAAUUGUCACGUUCCAGGAAGAGAGGCCGUAGGUCCCCUACAGAUAUAGAUACUGGAGAUGAUGAUGAAUCCAGUGACAAAGAGGAUGAGGUACCAGAGGAAACUUCACAAGGCCGAGAUAAGCAUGUUCCCAGGACUCUUUCACUGUCCAGAAAGAGAUCACGUCAGACUAAGCUGACACAGAUAGUGGACAGAGCUGUUGUUGGUCGUACAAAGAGUUCUGUACAUAAUAACUCCUCAAUCCCUCGUUUGUCGGAGGUGUCAGUUAGCAGAGCCCAGAAUGUGUCGGCAGAUACUGUGGGACGUACUGAGUCUCCUGGAAUUGUGAUUAAUCCAUCUUUACCUGCACCGAUACGAGUUAGAGUGCGAGUUCAGGAUAAUGUCUUUCUGAUACCAAUUCCUCACAGUGACCGGGACGCUUUAGAAAUAUCAUGGCUUGCUGACCAGGCUUCUCAGCGGUAUUACCAGAGCUGCGGUCUGCUGCCCCGACUCAACCUGAAGAAAGAUGGAGCCUUGCUGGCCCCUCGAGAUGUGAUCCUGCAUGUGCUACAGAGUAACGAGGAGGUUCUAGCAGAGGUUCACUCCUGGGAUUUACCGCCUAUCACAGACAGGUAUAAGAAGGCCUGCCAGAGCUUGGCUGUGGAGGAGAACCGAUUGGUAUUGAAAGCCUUGGAGAGGCAGGAAUUGAGCCCAUCUCUAUCUUUGUGCCGGUUGUCUCUACGCUCGCGAGAUCUCUGCCCCCUGCUCCGUGCCCUGAAGCUCCAGACUACUUUACGUGAGCUGCACCUGUGUGGGAAUGUACUCGGAGACAGUGAGGCAGGAGAGCUUUUAGGCACUCUCAGCACCAUGCCCAACCUCACCCAUCUCAAUCUCUCCUGCAACCGACUCACCCAUGAGGGUGUCAGACGCCUGAGCCCACCGACCAGUGCCCCUGAAAACCAGGCCUUUAAGAGUUUAGAGGAGUUGGACCUGAGUAUGAACCCUCUGGGGGACAGCUUGGCACAGCCAUUGGCCUUUUUGCUCCACUGCUGUCCUGUGCUCCAUUCCCUGCAUCUGCACGGCUGCCAGCUGUCUGCCAAGUUCCUGCAACAGUACCGCCUCCUGCUGGCCGAUGCUUUCCGAGGUGCUGUGCAUCUGAAGAACAUCUCCCUCUCCAAUAAUCCCCUGAGCUCCACUGGUGUAGAGCUGGUCCUGAAGACUGUAUCACAUGAGGUUGUAUCACAGCUAGAACUGAGAGCUGUGACUGCUGGAAAUAGAGAAGGGCUUCUUAUGGAACCUCUGAUGCGGUAUCUGACCCAGGACGGCUGUGCCCUGACGCACCUGAAUCUCUCAUGCAAUCACCUGACAGAUGAGGCUGUGCAGUGCCUGGCUAGGUGCCUCCCGGUGAGUCUGUCUUUGAAGUUUCUAGACCUUUCUGGAAAUCCUGGUGUGGGAACCGAUGGGUUAGAAUGUUUGCUGAAGGCUGUCCAAGAAAGAAGCUCAGAAAUGUCCAACCUUAACCUUACAGGCUGCAGUAUUCGAGGGCCCCUAAGCAGCUCCUUUCUGGAUGCCAUUUCUUCCUCCCUUCAAGAACUCAGACUUGGUUCUUGCUUCUUGACCAAAAGAGACCGAGAGGCCCUGUCACAGGCAUGGCUAGGGGACAAACUUUUGCUGUUCCACCAACACAAACUGUUCUUCAAGAAGCUGUGACGAGAAAUAUCCUUCCUUUCCCUGACAUAGCACUCGUCCUCAUGGAAGUAACAUACAGCCGGCUAAGCUGCUGUGAUGCAUGAACGUUUAAUGCAAGCGGCAUCUGGAAAUGUCCUUGCAACACCCGGUAUAAGAUGGAUCUUCAUGGAACAAGCCUGAGAUAUGAGACACUGCUGUAUGGACUAGUGUACAAGUAUUGCUGCUCCUCAGGACUUUUCAGGUUGUGUAAUACUGAAACUUACCAGGGCCCCAUAACAUAAGUGCCUGUUUCUGUCCCACCCAGCUCAGAGACCCUAACCAUGGGGAACUGGCGUUACUAGUGGGGUGGUUGAGAUACGUAUCCAAAUUGCUCUGUUGGUGAUUACAUUUUGUCCAAUAAGGUAAACUCUGUAACCUUGUUAUACUUUCUUGCAGAGUUCUGCAUUCCUGUUUUUGGGGUUGGGUCAGGUGCAGUAAACACAUAGUAUUGUCCAGAUUCUGAGCACAAAUCUGUCUGACCUAGCUUUGCUUUAUUGGUAAGAGUGACCUUAAUUAUGUGGUGAAGUGCCACAUAGUUGUGCCCCACUAAUCUAAUGCUGGGCUGGCAGAGAUAUAUGAUUUCAGGAACUUUACACUUAUAUGGCGUCAUCGUGCCCCAUGUUGCCAAACUGGCAUUUUAUCCAACACCAUUGCUAUAUUGUACAUAUUUUUAACAUUUUAAUAAUUACAAAUAAUGAUGUACAGCUUGUAUUUGACGUGGGAGCGUGGCAAUAAGAUUAAUAAAAUAAAUAUGUAUAAAGGCGAGAGGGAUAGAGCUCAGACCUAGCCCUACUUGUUACCGGUGCUGCUGUUUUAUUCUGUCUUAUUUAUUUGUUGUUUGUUCCUUUGUUUUGUAUAAAUCUUUAUUGAAUAAACAAGUGGUUCUUA
Bombina bombina (fire-bellied toad) is the source of this 5661-nucleotide messenger RNA. RefSeq names its product tonsoku like, DNA repair protein (gene TONSL). NCBI's taxonomy places the organism in Eukaryota, Metazoa, Chordata, Amphibia, Anura, Bombinatoridae. The transcript has 26 exons. The coding region runs from base 469 to 4755 and encodes 1428 amino acids. The record is from RefSeq and is a predicted model, not a curated record. Gene Ontology annotation, molecular function: protein binding.